Heteronotia binoei (common prickly gecko) is the source of this 1023-nucleotide messenger RNA. RefSeq names its product THUMP domain containing 1 (gene THUMPD1). Gene Ontology annotation, molecular function: RNA binding. Gene Ontology annotation, biological process: tRNA modification. NCBI's taxonomy places the organism in Eukaryota, Metazoa, Chordata, Lepidosauria, Squamata, Gekkonidae. The record is from RefSeq and is a predicted model, not a curated record. The coding region runs from base 52 to 1023 and encodes 323 amino acids. The transcript has 4 exons.
GGCCGGGAGGUGGACAGCGCGUGGUUCGUGGCCUGCCCAGGGGCGGCUGCCAUGGCUGCCCUGGAGGGGCCGGGGGCGUCUCGCAAGCGGCGGCCCAAAACGCAGUACGUGCAGGCGGCCAAGCGAGCCCGGGUGGGCGGGGCGCGCCAGUUGGAGGCGGGCAUGUGCGGCAUCCUCAUCACCUGCAACAUGAACGAGCGCAAGUGCGUGGCCGAAGCCUAUAGCUUGCUAGGCGAGUACGGGGAACAGCUGUACGGGCCCGAGCAGUUCCUAGAGCACGAUGACAGCAGAGGCUCGGGAAGCGAGGAGGAGGAGGAGGCAGAAGAGGAAGAUGAUGCUGAAGCUGCAAUGAAGAAGGAAGUUGAUCAGAUCCGGGCUUCGACAGAACAGAGGCUGAGGCGCUUCCAGUCAGUGGAGAGUGGGGCCAACAACGUUGUUUUCAUCCGGACACUGGGUGUAGAGCCUGAGAAGUUGGUGCAUCACAUCCUGAAGGAUAUGCACACCACCAAGAAGAAGAAAACCAGAGUGAUUCUGCGCAUGUUGCCUGUUUCCGGCACCUGCAAAGCCUUCCUGGAAGACAUGAAGCGUUACGCGGAGACCUUCUUUGAGCCGUGGUUUAAAGCUCCCCAGAAGGGUACUUUCCAGAUUGUGUACAAGGCUCGCAAUAACAGCCACCUGAGUCGGGAAGAGGUCAUUAAAGAGCUGGCAGGUGUGGUCGGCCACCUCAACCCAGAAAACAAAGUGGACCUGAGUAACCCCGAGUUCACUAUCGUGGUGGAAAUAAUCAAGAACAUCUGCUGCUUGAGUGUGGUGAAGGACUACGUUCUCUUCCGAAAGUACAACCUUCAGGAGGUGGUGAAGGGCAGCCAAGGGGAUGGGCAGCCCGGUGCCCCAAAGGCACCCCGAGAGGGCAGCGUGGAAGGGGCCGGCCUGACUGAGGAGAAGACGACGGAAGGCCCAGGCCCUCAAGUGGAGACAGCUGAGGGAAAGGUGGCUGACAAUCACAAGGACGGUGACCGUUAA